GGACCCCAUUUCCCAGAAUGUCCUGCGGGCGGCAUGACUGGGACGCCGGGGGAAACUCCAUCUCCCAGAGUGCCACGCGGUGGCCGGGCGGGGCUGCCACAACGGACGGAUCCGGGACCGAUCCUCUGGCUUCUCGCUCGCGCCCGGGCGGUGGGCAUCGCCGGACGGCCUCCUGGCGGCGGUGUCAUGGACAGCCCUGAGGUGACCUUCACGCUGGCCUACCUGGUCUUCGCCGUAUGCUUCGUGUUCACGCCGAACGAGUUCCACUCGGCCGGGCUUACGGUGCAGAACCUGCUGUCUAGCUGGCUGGGCAGCGAGGACGCCGCCUUUGUGUCCUUCCAUCUGCGCCGCACGGCUGCCACUCUGGUGUGCCACUCGCUGCUGCCGCUGGGCUACUACGUGGGCAUGUGCUUCGCAGCCUCAGAAAAGCAGCUCUACUCCCCCAGCCAGGCCCCGGAGGCCUGGCGGCUCUUCCUCCUGCUGGCUGUGACUCUCCCUUCCCUCGCCUGCACCCUCAUCUACUACUGGUCCCAAGACCAGUGGGCCCGCCACCCGCUGGCCCGCACGCUGGCGCUCUAUGCCCUCCCGCAGUCAGGCUGGCAGGCUGUUGCCUCCUCUGUCAACACUGAGUUUCGGCGGAUUGACAAGUUUGCCACCGGGGCGCCAGGUGCCCGUGUGAUUGUGACAGACACGUGGGUGAUGAAGGUGACCACAUACCGUGUGCACGUGGCCCAGCAGCAGGAUGUGCACCUGACUGUAACAGAGUCGAGGCAGCAUGAGCUCUCGCCAGACUCCAACCUGCCCGUGCAGCUCCUCACCAUCCACGUGGCCAGUGCCAGCCCUGGUGUGCAGGCUUUUGACAUCCGGCUGAACUCCGCGGAGUACGGGGAACUGUGUGAGAAACUCCAGGCACCCAUCCGCAGCGCAGCCAACGUGGUCAUCCACCAGAGCCUGGGUGACCUGUUCCUGGAGACGUUCGCUUCCUUGGUAGAGGUCAACCCAGCCUACUCGGUGCCCAGCAGCCAGGAGCUGGAGGCAUGCAUUGGUUGCAUGCAGACACGCGCCAGUGUGAAGCUGGUGAAGACCUGCCAGGAGGCAGCCGCAGGCGAGUGCCAGCAGUGCUACUGCCGCCCCAUGUGGUGCCUCACCUGCAUGGGCAAGUGGUUCGCUAGCCGCCAGGACCCCCAGCGCCCCGACACCUGGCUGGCCAGUCGAGUGCCCUGCCCCACCUGCCGUGCACGCUUCUGCAUCCUGGACGUGUGUACCGUGCGUUGAGCACCCAGGUGGGGCCAUGGGGUCCUGGCCUGGCUCUGCACCCCACCAGCCAUGGUGGGUAUGGCAGGAGGGAGGAGUAGCCAGGCCAGGCCUCCACUUGCAAAGGGCUCUAUUCAAAGCACAUGAUCUACAGCAACUGCCUGAGUGCAGAAGGCUGAGGACUUUUGUUUAAAAGAAAUUCUCAUGCAAACACUUCCCCCAGUGACAGUGGGAUGGGUCUUCACACCUCUUCGCCUCCUUCCACCUUCCUCCAGGUAGGGGCAGGUACUGGACACAGAGAACACAGCAUUGGGCCAUCCCCAGAGCUGUCCUCUGGGAGACCUUGGGGUCUGCUCCAGAUAGUCCUCACCUGGGCCACUUGCCUUAAUUUUCUGCAGCACCCCUGCCCCUCUGUUAUGUGCCAGACUCAGAUUUGCCCAGGUGGCUGUGGUCUAUUCUCCCACUAAUGUCCUGGAGCCGGCCACUGGCCCUGUGGUGUAGGGCCCCCCUCCCCAGCCACAGGGGCUGCUUGGAAGACCAUGGGCAGAGCCAGAUGGUGGAGGUGGAGAACAGAGGUGCUACUCCAGUGUGGGAGCACUCCUGGUGGUGCUUCCUGGUGGCCGUGGCCAGCCAAGGGGCCCCUCCUGGUGGGGUGGUGAUGGGAGGGCAGGCCAAGGCAGCCCCACUCAUUAAUGGGACCACAUACCCCUGGAGGGACAUUUGCUCUGUCCUUGGUGCUUUCUGCUGCCCCCACAAGUCUAGGGAAGGCUGAGGUCUCAGACUCCUGGCCAGGGCAGGGGUUGAGCUGAGGAACAGAGCCACCACAGCAACACCCAGAAAGCAGUCCUACCAGGGGUACGCACAGGGCUGGCCACUGCCCCAGGCUGCCUGGUGCAGAAGGGGAUGCCCUCCGCGGUCAAAGCUCUGACUGGCAUCUCGUCCAAUUCCUGAGCGUUCAGGUGGAGGGAGGGUCGGGGAAGAUGCUGGCCAGGCUCUAGGGUGCAGCUCUGACACAGGUGGAGGAGGGCCCUGAGACCUGUGGCCCUAAAAACCCUAAACUUGGCUGUUUCAAGGAGGGGUGAUGGCCUCAGCUGGCAUGACUUACCCAAGGCUGCACCUGACUCCAGGGAUUUGGGAGCAGAGAAAGCUCAGCUUUGUGGGACUCUUUGGAGCACUCGGGGGCAGUGGCCAGGAGUCAGAUUCAGCCUCAGUCCAGAGUUUCAAGGGCUAGGAGAGGCCAGUGGUUUGGGGUUAUUUUUACUACAAAAGAAGUUACCUAAUUUUAUAAAGACAAAUCUAUUAUAGUUAAAUAAUGCAGUAUUUAAUAAAAUGUUAGUUUG
Molecule: messenger RNA, 2594 nt
Organism: Propithecus coquereli (Coquerel's sifaka)
Lineage: Eukaryota; Metazoa; Chordata; Mammalia; Primates; Indriidae
Gene: TMEM129
Product: transmembrane protein 129, E3 ubiquitin protein ligase
Exons: 4
Coding region: 34-1275 (413 amino acids)
Biological process (GO): protein ubiquitination
Cellular component (GO): membrane; endoplasmic reticulum
Molecular function (GO): ubiquitin protein ligase activity
Source: RefSeq, a predicted model, not a curated record